Molecule: messenger RNA, 1561 nt
Organism: Cucurbita maxima (winter squash)
Lineage: Eukaryota; Viridiplantae; Streptophyta; Magnoliopsida; Cucurbitales; Cucurbitaceae
Product: probable plastid-lipid-associated protein 11, chloroplastic
Exons: 3
Coding region: 46-591 (181 amino acids)
Source: RefSeq, a predicted model, not a curated record
AGAAAAAAACUCAUCGAGGAUGGAUGAUCACAUAAUUUUCUCAUUAUGGCCAAAUCCCUCUCCCUUCCAUCGCGUCCCUUCAAUUCCCCUUCUUCUUCCAUUGGAACCCAUCUCUCUCAACCCCCCAAAAUCUCUUGUUCUUCCAUAUCCAUUCAAUCUCAAUCACCCAAAGACCAACUCCUCGCCCUCAUCUCCGACCAAGAAAGAGGUCUCAAGACCCAGAAAAGCCCUCAGAAACUUGCUUCAAUUGUGAAAUCAAUCGACGCCUUGGCGUCUCUGGCCCCGAAUUCUGUCACAACGGACGAUUCACUUUCUGCGACAUGGCGUCUUCUAUGGACCACUGAGAAAGAGCAGCUGUUCAUCAUUGAGAAGGCUCACUUGUUUGGUACUCAAGCUGGGGAUGUUUUGCAGGUGAUUGAUGUCAAGAAAAAGAGUCUUAAUAAUGUCAUCACUUUUCCUCCAGAUGGGGUUUUCUUCGUUCGAUCCAGCAUUGAAGUUGCUUCCUCUCAGAGAGUGAAUUUUAGAUUUACAAGUGCUGUUCUGCGAGGAAAAAAUUGGGAAAUUCCUUUGCCACCAUUCGGACAGGGCUGAAUCAAAAGCUGGGACAAAUUAUAGACUGAGACUCAUCAAUGACUUCAAUCCCUGAUACAUCAAAAACUCCACCUUCUGUCUCUACAAAAAGCUGAUUCUCGGACAACAUCAUCCUUCAUGUUAAAAACUCCUCCAUUUUCUGUGACAUGGUGUAAUCCAUAUGAAUCCAAGGGGGUUUGAAAAGUCAAAGAGAGAAUUCUAUUGAAGAUAUGUGAGAUUCCACAUCGGUUAGGGAGGAGAACGAAACCUUCUUUAUAAAGGAGUGGAAACCUCUCCCUAGCAGACGCGUUUCAAACACCUUGAGGAGAAGCUCGAAAGGAAAAGUCCAAGAGGACAAUAUCUGCUAGCGGUGGGCUUGGGCCGUUACAAAUGGUAUCAGAGCCAGAUACCAGGGGAUGUGCCGAGGAGGCUGAGUCCCAAAGGACGUGGACACGAGGGGGUGUGCCAGCAAGGAGGCCGAGCCUUGAAGGGGAUGGAUUGUGAGAUCCCACAUCGGUUGGGGAGGAGCAGAUACCAGGGAGAGGUUUUCAUACUUGUUUCGUUUCCCUCUCCAACCAACGUGGGAUCUCGCAUUAAUCCUCUUUCUUUUAUAUCGUACUUCUUUGUUUCUGAUCUGACGGUACUGGCAUUAGCUUGUUGAGGUUAUUCCAAAAGAACCAAUACUACUUACCAAGCAGCCCACAGCACCAUUGUCUCUUUUAUUCCUCCAAAGAAUCACGGACAUGUGAAAACUGGAGUUCGAUUCUAUUUACUGCAUGUUGAUAGAUGUCUUAUCCUCUUAUGUCUCCGGUUAUAAUACGAGAGCUAAACGAGUUCUACUUCUGUUAUAGUCCAUCCAUGCCGCUGGAAUCUAUGUCUAUCCUUCUGGAAUCUGUGUCCUUAUUAUGCAACAGAUCUCAAUGUUUAGGUAUUGUUGUUGUAAACCUCGAAUACUAUUAUUUGGGCUAUCCCACCUAUUGGUAUCAAAUCU